AUCCCCACCUGCACCUGCCUGUAUUCCUUCAGCUGGGAAUACAAGGAUAUAACUUCUCAACUACAUCAAUAGCCUUAAAAAAGGUUUGGUCUGGUUGAGGUAAGGCAUUGCCUGCAGAUUGUUUUUUAAAAACAACAUUUUCUGAGCUUUAUUGGACUGAGGUUUCUUCAAGAACUUCAGGAAAAAUGUGUUUUUCUUCUUGUCAUCAACUUUCCAAGAAAUUUUAUACUACUCCAUGAUGCUACUGGAAAUCAGACAUUUCUUGGAGGUAGCAGAAGAAGAAGGUAUUCUAUAGCUCUGAACUUUUAUGGACUCUUCAGGAUUACAAGGAUACAAUAGCAGCAAAACUUUCCAGGAACAUUUGGAUUGGUGUGGUUGUGACAUUACUACAGUAAAUAUUGGUUUCAACAGACAAAGUUUAGGCAGAGUAGAAGGUACGGAGUAGAUCUUUCCGAACAUCCGCAGACUCAGCAAGAUACACAUUUCGAUCUAUUUAUCCUCAGAAUGUUUUCCUAUGAUCGGAUGAUUUCAAUGGCACAGGAGCAUCAGUGAUGUUGUCUACACUUCCAAAGUUUUGGGAUUGGUGUGCUUAGUAUUUGUUUUUAAAAAAUAACCCUUGGUAGUGAAUGUAUCUUUCAGAAGAUGUUUGGACUAAAUAUCAUCCAAAUGCCCAGCAACCUUUGAACUGGUUGUGACACUGCUGCUGUUACUGGGAAUUGUCUUUGAAAGACAUCUCGGCAUGUAGAAGUAUAAUAGAAGGUUUUAGUUGAUCUGUCUAUAGAUCUCUGUGUCAUUGGGUUUUUCCACUAUAUUGGGAUUACAUUGAUUCAACAUUCAUCAACAUCAUCAGUUUUCCAGGGACCUUUGACUUGGGGUCAUGGUAGAAACUAUUGGAAACCACCUUAGAAGGUAGCUCAGUUAAAGGCAUGUAGAUAUUUUAAGAAGAUCUUUAAACUAAGCAUUCUUCAAUAUCUUGUGAGACUUUGCCCAGAGGUUUUUGAAGGAGUGUGGUUGAGUAGAGGUGUUGUGAAAUAUAGUUUUUGAAUAGGAGCCUUUUGGACAUCCCUAAAUAGUGUAUCAGGUGUAUCUUUGAACAACAAAGAAGACCUUCCUAAAGAUAUCUGCACGCAUCUUGCUAUUAAAUGUGUUCUUUGCAUUGAGAUUGAGGAUCAUUGGUUAAUUAGUGAUACCCAGCCUCAACUAAAAUGGCCGAUUCCUCUCCAUCAGCGUUCUCAGUUUGGUUUUCUCAGUUCUCAGACACAGUAAAAGCCUCCUUCCUAAACCUAGGACCCAAACCAAACUCUGACUCAGAGUCUGAGGUCAUAGAGGUGAACCAAACUCAGGUGGACGUUUCAUCCAUGAGUUCCGAGGAGAGGCUUCAGGUCAUAAAUGCUCAGCUGGCUUCCAGAGGUCUAAUAGAGCCAAUAGCAGGUCGUCUGACUCCCAUUAAUGAGGAAAUGGAGGAUGUGGAAAGCAGGCGAAGCAUUGCGUCCUCACAUCCACCCAGUGCUGUAAACAGUUACGGGGAUGAUGGUGAGAUCUCCAGUUCUUCAGACAGUGAGGAGGAGAUUGUGAAGCGCUUCGAGAUAUCAGUCUCAAGGUCUCAGAGUUUUCGCUCUGGAAUCUCAGAAGUCACUACCCAGAGUGCACCAGGGCGAGAGCGCAAGUUUGAACGGCUUCUCCCUGAACAGGAGGUGAAGGAGGAGGGCAGCACUGAACCAUCAGACUGUGAAGACGCAGAAGGACUUAGCAGAAGAAGUUUUCAAGAGCCACUCUCAGAGCAGAGGGAUCCUUUAACAGAGUCACUGUUCCAAAGAGACCUUAGUGUGGCAGAUGCAUCAUCUGUUAGGGGACGUGUGUCCUCUGUGGGCUCUCAGGGAUCUGAGACACUGUCCCGGGGUCAUAAAAGUCGGCAGGGAAGCUUGGGACGCCGGACUCCUUUGUCACACACAGAGAUGGACAUGGCAAUGGAUAAUCCAGGUUACGAUUACAAUGAGGCUACAGACAGCUCGUCUACCUGGAGCCCUGAGCAUGAACGUGCGGCCAGCGUAAUCUCAGAGCCCCACCCCCCAAGCACAACACCCCGCCUGCCAAUCUCCAAAUGUGGUGACCUAGUGAUUGUUCUCAGUUACCGUCCUGACUCCUCUAAGCUUCUGGUCACCGUAGUGAAGUCGCUGGACAUCCCGGAUAAAGCGCGGAGCGGCAUGGACACAUGGCAGGUGCGCGUGGUGCUGUUGCCAGGAAAACGUCAACGUUACAAGACCGCCGUGCAGAGGGGCUCGACUCCACGGUUUGAGGAGACAUUCCGCUUCACAAGACUCGAUGCCUCUGAGUUGAAGACGUCGGCUCUGCGCUUCCGCCUGUACGCCAUAGGCAAGAUGAACCGAGAGAAGAUGAUGGGAGAAACCAUCUACUCGCUCAACAAACUCAACACCGAAAGACACGAGGUCACGCUCGUCCUGGAACCUCGCAGCAACCUGAAGGCUUUGGACUCUGAGCUGUGUGUGAGUGCUCCUCCUGACAGCACCUCCUCCAACCAGUCUCUCUCUCACGGUGGAAUUCCUGAGUUGCUGCUUGGUCUGGCCUACAACCCCACCACAGGUCGCCUCUCAGUUGAGGUCAUCAAAGGGAGCCACUUUCGCAACCUGGCACUCAACCGACCCCCUGAUACGUACGCAAAGCUGACUCUGCUCAACUCCAUGGGUCAGGAGAUCUCCCGGUGCAAGACGUCGGUGCGCCGCGGACAUCCUAACCCGGUGUUCAAGGAGACGUUCGUCUUCCAAGUGGCGCUGUUCCAGCUCUCUGAUGUCACCCUCAUGGUGGCCGUUUACAACCGCCGCAACAUGAAGCGCAAGGAGAUGAUCGGCUGGCUGGCACUGGGCCAGAACAGUAGUGGCGAGGAGGAGUCGCUUCACUGGCAGGACAUGAAGGAGAGCAGCAACCAGCAGGUGUGCAGGUGGCACGCUCUCCUCGAGGCGUAGACGAACAGGACAGAUGGAGGAAGCUGAUGACAGGAAUCCAACAGCAUCAGCAGGGUUGGGCUUAAAAUGGUGACAGCAAUGAGAUCAUACGAAACAGAACAAAUAACAAAAUCCCAUUAGCAAAGGAAACAAAUAUGCAGGGGAGAUUUGAUGGUCGUGGUGUAAGAUUGGACAGAUGAUAUAAAGCAAAAGAAAUACACACCUUCAUUCCUUACAUGUCAUGUAAACCACACUGCAAGAAUGGGGUUAAAUAUUAACAGGCACACAGAAGCAUUGUUCUCAAAAAUAUCUUUCUAACAAAAGAGAAGGAUUAUUUCUUUUAUUAUUAUCAUUAAAUAAUCCAAUUUGAAAAGAUUUGGACCAUAAACAUGCACAGAUGCACUAUGUACAAACUUCAGGGUGCAUCACAUGUAGUUAAAAAAAUUGAAUUGAAUUGAAAUAAGAAUGAUCAUUUCUCAUUAAAUGUACAGUACACUGCUGGUUCUGGUAUCAUGGUCACUGCAGUCACUCCACUUAUUACCUCUUCUGAGUAAGCAUUUUAUAAAAAAAAAAAAACAGAAACAUUACAAACAACAAUCAUAAAGCACAUAAUUGUAAGUAUAAUAGUACAAAACAAAUACAUUCAUCUGGACAUCUUCAGGUUACUGGCCUAUGAAAGAUAGUGUAGUGGGAAAGGAAAAUGUUUUCUGAGAGAGAGAGAGAGAGAGAGAGAGAGAGAGAGAGAGAGAGAAUUGAGAGAUGAUAAGCUGGUGGUAAUGGAUUUCCAUUAAAUGUUGUUAUAAGGUAAAGGCUAAAGUCGAGCAAGAGGAAGAUAUCAUUAGAAGACCAUGAGACAAAAAUGCAUAUGGUGAUGGAAAGACUGCAAUUCUAUUUUUGCACAUUUGCCAGUUGCACUUUACAAUGAAUCUCCUGUUGUAUAAUGGUUUCUCCACAACAUUAGACAACUACCACCACACUAGAUCUAUUAUUUCCCCAUAACAUUAGACACCACCAGGCUAGAUCCAUAAUUUACCUACAAAAUUACACCAAUACCAACAGGGUAGAUCUAUGAUUUUAAGAUAUCGAUGCCAAAUUUUGACUUUGUAUCAUCUUAAUUUUAUAAUACCCAAAAUCAUGUUCACUUGUAUUUUUAUUAUUUUAUUCACAAACCCUAGGGUUGAUUCUGCAACAAACACAGAUCUCAAAUCUCAACACAUUUUAGAAAUGAAAACCUGUUUUGAAUUCAGUAGUGUGGAAUGUGAAGUUUUUUCUGUUCCUUUUCUUUUAUAUAUAAUUUGCAGGCAAAAAAUACAGGCCUGCAAAAAAUGGAUUUUUUAAAUAGGGUUUAUAUAAUUCUUUUUCACACCAGUGUUAUUCUUUUAGUCUCUUGUUCUCAACCAACCUGUAAUUUCUUUCAAACGUUACUUACAAAGGCCUGGGUGCUCAAGGUCAUGUAUGAGCUAGAAAAAAAUUAACUUACCUAGCAACCCAUAGCAACCACAUUCCUGUAUCUUUUCAGAAUUCAUAUUGCAGAGGAAACAGAGAUGUACCGAGGUUUAUAGUGAAGUUAUCAAAUGAAACAAAAAAGUAUUUAUAUAAUGAUAAUAGUAAUAUUUAAUAACAAGCUGUUGCUCAGUAACCCUUCAACAGACACAAGCCCAACCUUGAUGAUUCAGUUGGAUUGCUAGUAUCAGAGAUGACUUUAAAGGAAGAUUCUGAUUCAGUGCUUGAUAAGAAAAUUCUGCUAAAAUAUGCAACAUACUUCAACUUGAUGUCUCCUGAUGUUUCCUGAAGUUUCAACAAAGCAUGAAUUCACACAGUGUGUGCAUCAACCCAUGCUUUAUUCUCAAAGACUGAACUUUUAGGACAACCAGAAUCAUCUCCUUUACAUGGUUUACAUUAUCAGUCCUUUUCAUCUCCAGGAAGUGAUGUCACAGCUCAGCUCAACUUGGAGUGCUUGCUCCGCCAUUAUCGCUGCUCGAGCGCUCGUGAUUGCGUGAAAGGAAGCGUAAUUAUAUGCCUCUGAUGAACUCAGUCUAGCUUGGGGCUUUUGAGCGGAGGAUGCUGUUGCUGGAUGUGUUGUGGAAAAAACAUCUGUAUCUUAGUAGACAAGUGAUGAUGAUGUUUUAUACGGUGUGUUCAUUAGUUGUUAAAGAAUGAAAUCAGGAAAUGCCCAGGAUGUAGUAAGAUUAAUGCACAACAAGCCAAAUAACGAUAUUGUCCAUUGGGGUAAUGAGGAAUCACAGCACUAUUUUUAAAUCAUAUUCUCGAUUCUAAUUGGUCAGAAGGAAUUGAUGUAUUUUCUCUAACAGUGGCUAUGAUAAAUAUUUUAUUUUAGCAUGUAUGGAAGGAGUCUUUAGUGUCAGAGCUAAGAAAGAGCACAAAAAUGAAAGAAAGGCUUGUAAGGGAAUGACUCUUUACAGCUACUAUAAUGUAAGUGACAGCAUUAGCUACCUUCAACAGCAUUAUACCAAGUGCAAUAUGUUGUUGCUAAGAGUAAUGACUUCUGGGUAUGAUAUUAAAGGGUAAAAAUAACCAAACAACUUAGUAUUCAGUACAAUAUCAUGUGUAUUAUGAUGCCUUUGAAGCUGUAAUGUCACACGGGGUUGUACAACUUAAACCUUAAACACCAUGAAUUUGUUGUAUUGUAGCUUUGGAACGUCACAGUAUAUAAGCCGAGGUCGUUUUUUAGAGAUGAAAAUCAUGUAAAAGUGUUUACAUUUCACAUACUGUCCAUUGUCCAGCCCUUUGUCUCGGAUAAACUGCAUGUCUGGAAUUUACAGAGGCUCAAACCCCUUAUGUUGUCUGUGACGAGCUGAAAUAUAUUUGAAUAUAACGCAUGUUUCGCUCUGUACGUGAAUAUGAAGUGCCUGAUGACGUGUUACAUCUGCAUGCAGUGUGCGGAUGGAUAGAGAAGUUAGAAUUUAGACUCUACAGCGUUAUGGAGACGCAUGUAAACGUGUGUGUGUAAAUCGUGUGUUCCAAUGUUUUUGUAUUUAAUAAUAUAUUUUUGUCUAUCA
Messenger RNA from Silurus meridionalis, 5980 nucleotides. It is a transcript of the gene syt16, whose product is annotated as synaptotagmin XVI. The record is from RefSeq and is a predicted model, not a curated record. Bases 1206 to 2981 code for a protein of 591 amino acids. The transcript has 6 exons. NCBI's taxonomy places the organism in Eukaryota, Metazoa, Chordata, Actinopteri, Siluriformes, Siluridae.